This is a messenger RNA of Siniperca chuatsi (mandarin fish), 1283 nucleotides long. RefSeq names its product COPI coat complex subunit epsilon (gene cope). Gene Ontology annotation, cellular component: COPI vesicle coat. Lineage: Eukaryota; Metazoa; Chordata; Actinopteri; Centrarchiformes; Sinipercidae. Gene Ontology annotation, molecular function: protein binding; structural molecule activity. Bases 60 to 968 code for a protein of 302 amino acids. The transcript is spliced from 10 exons. Gene Ontology annotation, biological process: intra-Golgi vesicle-mediated transport; retrograde vesicle-mediated transport, Golgi to endoplasmic reticulum; endoplasmic reticulum to Golgi vesicle-mediated transport. The record is from RefSeq and is a predicted model, not a curated record.
CGGUGAAACGCAAGAAGGUGACGUAUUUUUGCUACGUGUCAGGAAGUUCUGUAGUCAACAUGGCGGCGCAGCAGGGUGAUGUUGAUGAACUCUUCGAUGUGAAAAAUGCCUAUUAUAUCGGUAGUUAUCAGCAGUGUAUUAACGAGGCUCAGAAGGUGAAGCCGUCAACACCAGAGAAGGAGACUGAAAGGGACAUGUUUUUGUACAGAGCAUACAUCGCCCAGAGGAAGUAUGCUGUUGUCCUGGAUGAUAUCAAGACCAACUCCUCACCCGAGCUUCAGGCUGUCAGGAUGUUUGCUGAGUAUCUGUCCAAUGAAAGCAGAAGAGAUGCUAUUGUUGAUGAUCUAGACAAGAAGAUGGCGAAGAGUGUGGAUGCCACCAACACCACCUUCCUCCUCAUGGCUGCCUCCAUCUACUACCAUGAGAUGAACACGGAUGCUGCUCUCAGGACUCUGCACCAAGGAGAAAGCCUGGAGUGCAUGGCCAUGACUAUUCAGGUGUUGCUGAGUCUGGAUCGUGUUGACCUGGCGAGGAAAGAGCUGAAGAAGAUGCAGGAGCAGGAUGAGGAUGCUACUCUAACCCAGCUGGCCACAGCCUGGGUUAAUAUUGCUGUGGGUGGAGAGAAGCUGCAGGAUGCCUACUACAUUUUCCAGGAGAUGUCGGACAAGUACUCCUCUACACUGCUGCUCCUCAACGGGCAGGCGGCCUGUUACAUGGCUCAGAACAAGUGGGAGGAAGCUGAGGGAGUGCUACAGGAGGCACUUGACAAGGACAGCAGUCACCCUGAGACGUUGAUCAACCUCAUAGUGCUGACCCAGCACCUGGGCAAAGCUCCUGAGGUAACCAAUCGGUACCUCUCCCAGCUGAAAGAUGCGCACAGAGCCCAUCCAUACCUCAAAGACUAUUUAGCCAAGGAGAAUGAGUUUGACAGACUAGUGAUGCAGUACGCUCCCACCGCUACAGCAUAAGACAUCCGCUUUUGCUGUGACACCUCAACAAUGAACUUCAGUACAACACCAUACAUUGUCAGCAGUUUCUUUCUCUCUCUAACUUGCAUACCUGCAUUUGUUUUGAUAUUGUUACUUGUAAGAAAAAGUGUGUUUAACUGAAACUUUGGCUGUAUUAUGUAAACAAGACCAGAAGUCAUAAUUUCCCUUGAGUGUAGAUGAAACAUGUCAGCCUUAGUAUCCAUUCAUUAUAGAUUUGCAUCUCUCCAAUGGAAACAAACACAUCUGUUUAAUGUAAGCAUUCCCUUUGAAAUAAUAAUAAAUGGGUAAUACCUA